CAGGCCGCAGCGGAACAAAGGAAGUGCUGGGCCUCAGCACUGAGUUCGGCGGGACGGCGCUAGCCCCGCCCCUCGCCGACGCACGUGCGCAGUUCUCGGUCUACAGGGGCCGGCGGUAUGGCCGCGUAUGACGUACCGCCGUACAGCGGCGCGUGAUGACGCAGGGGCGUGCGCUCGGAGACUCGUCGGGGAAGAUGGCGGCUGCUCCUGUGGAGGAGAGGGGUUGAGAGAGGUGAAGGAAGGUGGCUAGUCGGAAGAGGUGUUCUUUGACAGCGAAGACGGACGUUGCGCUUGCCCUUAGGAGCUCUGCUCCGCGCUAGACGUUUUGGUUGCAUCACGUGACUAAGAUUAUACAUGAAGAUACUAUGUGAGCAGUUGGGACAAGAAACAGAAUUACAUGCUCUAGAAGGAAAACAUCACGAUGGCUACAGAAAUUGGCUCUCCUCCACGUUUUUUCCAUAUGCCAAGGUUCCAGCACCAAGCACCUCGACAAUUGUUUUAUAAGCGACCUGAUUUUGCACAGCAGCAAGCAAUGCAGCAGCUUACCUUUGAUGGGAAACGAAUGAGAAAAGCUGUAAACCGAAAAACCAUAGACUAUAAUCCAUCUGUAAUUAAGUAUCUGGAGAAUAGAAUAUGGCAAAGAGACCAGAGAGAUAUGCGGGCUAUUCAGCCUGAUGCAGGUUAUUACAAUGAUUUAGUCCCACCUAUAGGAAUGUUGAGUAACCCAAUGAAUGCAGUAACAACAAAAUUUGUUCGGACAUCAACAAAUAAAGUAAAGUGUCCAGUAUUUGUUGUGAGAUGGACUCCAGAAGGAAGACGAUUGGUCACUGGAGCUUCUAGUGGAGAGUUCACCUUGUGGAACGGACUCACUUUCAAUUUUGAAACAAUAUUGCAGGCUCAUGAUAGCCCAGUGAGGGCCAUGACUUGGUCACAUAAUGACAUGUGGAUGUUGACAGCUGACCAUGGAGGAUAUGUGAAAUACUGGCAGUCGAACAUGAACAACGUCAAGAUGUUCCAGGCACAUAAGGAGGCGAUUAGAGAGGCCAGUUUCUCACCCACGGAUAAUAAAUUUGCUACAUGCUCUGAUGACGGCACUGUUAGAAUCUGGGACUUUCUUCGUUGCCAUGAGGAAAGAAUUCUCCGAGGCCAUGGUGCUGAUGUGAAAUGUGUAGACUGGCAUCCAACCAAAGGGUUAGUUGUUUCAGGAAGUAAAGAUAGUCAACAACCAAUCAAGUUCUGGGAUCCUAAGACUGGUCAGAGUCUGGCAACACUUCAUGCUCAUAAAAACACAGUAAUGGAAGUUAAAUUAAACCUCAAUGGCAAUUGGCUGCUCACAGCAUCACGUGACCACCUCUGUAAACUUUUUGAUAUCCGAAACCUGAAAGAAGAGCUCCAAGUAUUUCGAGGUCAUAAGAAAGAAGCCACAGCGGUAGCCUGGCAUCCAGUUCAUGAGGGGCUUUUUGCCAGUGGAGGAUCUGAUGGUUCUUUGUUGUUCUGGCAUGUUGGAGUGGAGAAGGAGGUGGGUGGGAUGGAGAUGGCCCAUGAAGGGAUGAUCUGGAGUUUGGCUUGGCACCCUCUCGGACAUAUCCUCUGCUCCGGCUCAAAUGACCACACUAGCAAAUUCUGGACUCGAAACCGACCAGGUGACAAAAUGAGAGAUCGAUAUAAUCUAAAUCUAUUACCUGGAAUGUCUGAAGAUGGAGUAGAAUAUGAUGACCUUGAACCUAAUAGCCUGGCAGUAAUUCCAGGAAUGGGAAUUCCAGAACAACUAAAGUUAGCAAUGGAACAAGAGCAGCUGGGGAAAGAUGAAUCAAAUGAAAUUGAAAUGACAAUUCCUGGUUUAGAUUGGGGAAUGGAGGAGGUAAUGCAAAAGGAUCAGAAAAAAGUACCCCAGAAGAAAGUCCCUUAUGCAAAACCUAUUCCUGCUCAGUUCCAGCAGGCUUGGAUGCAAAAUAAAGUUCCAAUUCCUGCUCCAAAUGAGGUUCUGAAUGACAGGAAAGAGGACAUUAAGUUGGAAGAGAAGAAGAAAACACAAGCAGAAAUUGAGCAAGAAAUGGCUACAUUGCAGUACACCAAUCCACAGCUCUUGGAGCAACUUAAAAUUGAACGACUUGCACAGAAGCAGGCUGAGCAGAUUCAGCCUCCUCCCUCAUCCGGUACCCCUCUCCUUGGACCCCAGCCCUUUCCAGGACAAGGCCCAAUGUCUCAGAUUCCUCAAGGCUUUCAGCAGCCUCAUCCAUCGCAGCAGAUACCAAUGAACAUGGCGCAGAUGGGGCCUCCAGGCCCGCAAGGACAGUUUAGACCCUCUGGACCCCAGGGACAAAUGGGACCACAAGGUCCUCCACUGCACCAGGGAGGUGGGGGGCCACAAGGGUUCAUGGGACCACAGGGGCCCCAGGGCCCACCCCAAGGGUUGCCACGGCCUCAGGAUAUGCAUGGGCCCCAGGGAAUGCAGAGGCAUCCUGGACCUCAUGGCCCUUUGGGACCUCAAGGGCCCCCUGGACCACAAGGUGGUGCUGGUCCUCAAGGUCCUCUGGGUCCCCAGGGUCACAUCGGCCCUCAAGGUCCACCUGGUCCCCAAGGCCACUUGGGCCCACAGGGGCCUCCUGGUACUCAAGGGAUGCAGGGACCACCUGGUCCCAGAGGAAUGCAAGGACCUCCUCACCCUCAUGGGAUACAAGGUGGACCAGGAUCUCAAGGGAUCCAAGGUCCUGUGUCUCAGGGACCUCUGAUGGGUUUGAAUCCAAGAGGGAUGCAGGGGCCCCCAGGCCCCCGGGAAAAUCAAGGUCCUGCUCCUCAAGGCAUGAUGAUGGGCCACCCUCCGCAGGAAAUGAGAGGACCGCACCCCCCUGGUGGACUGCUGGGACACGGCCCUCAGGAAAUGAGGGGUCCUCAGGAGAUGCGCGGCCUGCAGGGGCCUCCACCGCAGGGAUCUAUGCUGGGCCCUCCCCAGGAGCUGAGAGGGCCUCCCGGCUCUCAAGGACAGCAGGGUCCUCCCCAGAGUUCCAUGGGACCGCCACCCCAGGGUGGCAUGCAGGGGCCCCCUGGGCCUCAGGGACAGCAGAACCCAGCAAGAGGGCCUCAUCCAUCGCAAGGGCCAAUACCAUUCCAGCAGCAGAAAACGCCUCUGCUAGGUGAUGGACCCCGGGCCCCCUUCAAUCAGGAAGGACAGAGCUCAGGCCCUCCACCCCUGAUACCAGGCCUGGGGCAGCAGGGAGCACAAGGCCGUAUUCCCCCUCUGAACCCUGGACAAGGACCUGGCCCUAACAAAGGUGAAUCCCGUGGCCCUCCCAACCAUCACCUGGGCCCGAUGUCAGAAAGACGGCAUGAGCAGAGUGGUGGCCCUGACCAUGGGCCUGAGAGAGGGCCUUUCCGGGGUGGCCAGGACUGCAGGGGUCCCCCAGACAGGCGUGGCCCUCACCCUGAUUUCCCAGAUGACUUCAGACCAGAUGACUUCCAUCCCGACAAGCGCUUUGGCCACCGGUUGCGGGAGUUUGAGGGUCGAGGAGGACCUUUACCACAAGAAGAGAAGUGGAGGCGAGGGGGGCCUGGGCCACCAUUUCCCCCUGAUCACAGGGAAUUCAGCGAGGGGGAUGGCCGGGGUGCAGCCCGAGGCCCACCAGGGGCAUGGGAAGGCCGCAGACCUGGAGAUGAACGAUUUCCCCGGGAUCCCGAGGACCCUCGUUUUCGAGGGCGCAGAGAAGAAAGCUUCAGAAGAGGAGCCCCCCCAAGACAUGAGGGCCGAGCUCCCCCCAGAGGACGGGAUGGCUUUCCAGGUCCCGAAGACUUUGGUCCAGAGGAGAGUUUUGAUGCUUCUGAUGAAGCGGCCCGAGGACGAGAUCUCCGAGGACGAGGUCGGGGUACCCCACGAGGAGGAAGGAAAGGUUUACUGCCUACUCCUGAUGAGUUCCCUCGCUUUGAAGGAGGACGGAAGCCAGACUCGUGGGACGGAAACCGAGAGCCAGGGCCAGGUCAUGAACAUUUUCGUGAUCCCCCCCGCCCUGAUCACCCCCCUCAUGAUGGCCAUUCUCCAGCCAGCCGAGAACGGUCCUCUUCUCUCCAAGGCAUGGAUAUGGCUUCCCUACCACCUCGAAAGCGCCCCUGGCAUGAUGGGCCAGGUACUUCUGACCACAGAGAAAUGGAGGCCCCAGGGGGCCCUUCUGAAGACCGACAAAGCAAAGGCCGAGGGGGCCCAGGACCCUCCCAGAGAGUGCCAAAAUCUGGGCGCUCCAGUUCCUUGGAUGGAGACCACCAUGAUGGAUACCACAGAGACGAACCUUUUGGGGGCCCUCCGGGCAGUGGCACCCCUUCUCGAGGGGGCAGGAGUGGCAGUAACUGGGGCAGAGGGAGUAACAUGAACUCUGGGCCUCCAAGGAGAGGCGCUUCAAGGGGUGGUGGUGGAAGGGGUCGGUAGAAGAGGAGGCUAAAUACCCCUAGGCCUCUCUGGACAGUGUUUAAGAAUUUGUGCAGACUUAGCAAGCAAAGCCUGCGUGCAACAGUGUAGCUCUGAACUCUUGUGAGAGUCCCAGGAGCCCUGUUGAGGUCUUGGAGAUGAAGAAGCUGCCACUAGCCACCUAGACUGGCCGGCUGUUUUGUCCUGUCCACCUUCAUUGCUCCGACUCCAUGUUGUUUUGUGAAGAUAAAAGCUGGAAUCCACCCCUCCCCCCUUUUUUUUAAGUGAACAAGACAUGGGGCACCUCUACAAAUUUAAGUUCAUGUCCAAUUGGAAAUUUGUUUCUAUAUGUACAGUUUGUCAG
Molecule: messenger RNA, 4757 nt
Organism: Perognathus longimembris pacificus (Pacific pocket mouse)
Lineage: Eukaryota; Metazoa; Chordata; Mammalia; Rodentia; Heteromyidae
Gene: Wdr33
Product: WD repeat domain 33
Exons: 23
Coding region: 422-4414 (1330 amino acids)
Cellular component (GO): mRNA cleavage and polyadenylation specificity factor complex
Molecular function (GO): protein binding
Source: RefSeq, a predicted model, not a curated record